This is a messenger RNA of Exophiala dermatitidis NIH/UT8656, 2604 nucleotides long. RefSeq lists its product as uncharacterized. Gene Ontology annotation, molecular function: phosphatase activity; inositol diphosphate tetrakisphosphate diphosphatase activity. Gene Ontology annotation, biological process: protein dephosphorylation. The record is from RefSeq and is a predicted model, not a curated record. The transcript has a single exon. Gene Ontology annotation, cellular component: cytoplasm. The coding region runs from base 953 to 1759 and encodes 268 amino acids. Lineage: Eukaryota; Fungi; Ascomycota; Eurotiomycetes; Chaetothyriales; Herpotrichiellaceae.
CGUGUCCCUCGCUUCCUUCGCUUCCGCUGUUCGCCUCGACACCAAAAUCCACAAUCCACACUCUGCACCCAAAUUAAGCCGCCAAACCACACAAAGUGUCAAAACACCUCGAAACCUACCGAACCUCGUCCGCAGGCAGACCACUCUCAUUCCCCGGCCUAUCCUCUAGUCAUCCAAGUCCACAUUCUUAUCUACAACUACCUUUUCCUUCUACCUUCCCAUCAUGACUACCUCGUGUACCUCGAUUGAAGUCUUACCCUCUGUCGGGCCCUCCACGCAAAACCCCCGGGACGGCAACACCGCGAUGCAUCCUCUUACUCUUCAAUCCUGUAACAAUGGUUUCAGGGAGAGAUAGCUGUCUCACCCCUCUGCAACACCGAAUCCUCGAUUUUCUACCGUCUCGCUGUUCCCCGACUUUGUCACCUCAUUGAAUUUGGGGGCAUUCACAUCGUCGUGCUGGUCUAAGUGAAUUCGCUCACGCGAACCGUGUUGUUCCAGCAGAUCAGCGGGCACACUAUCACGCCAACCAGCAAAGAUGUCGCUUUAGUCGCGUUACGGCCAGAACUCUACCAGUCUCUCGGGUCGAGGUCCUCUUGAAGAGAAGGUGUCCUUUUUGCCUGUCGGGAGGAUAUAUCUGAGCUCCCCGUCCGGCCUCCUUUGCUAUCGAGACAAACCUUUCACACAAGAGCCUUCUUCCAAUCGUCAAACAUCACGAAUCUUUCAAUCACCACACUUUUUAUUGCAUCGACACCUAAUUUCAAUUACCAAUUCAAGACUCGAUUCAGGAGCUGAACAAAAACUACAUACGAAUUCCUAAUCAACCUUACAAAACAAUACACAUACACCACUGGAAACCUUCCUCCACGAAUCCCCAGUCGGUCACAAGCUACGAGCUACUUUCACAAGCUACGAGCUACUUCAUACUUCAAUCGUUGCCUUGUUCAAUUCGAAAAUGGGUAUUCGACGUCCCGAAAUGCCUAAUAAGUGGGCCGAAUCUGACGAAUUUGCUGCUACUCUUGCCGCUUUGCGGAGUACAAACAGCUCUGCAACCAUUGAUCUCGACAAAUCUCAACCUCCCACUCCAGAUGGCUCUGGACGACCAGUCAACUUCCAAGUCAUUGCUCCUGGACUCUAUCGAUCCAGCUACCCGCUCUUCGCCCAUUUCGAGACGCUUGCGGAUCUCGAGCUCAAGACCAUUGUAACACUGGUGCCGGAACCUUUACCAUUCGAAUACGAGAAUUUUAUUUCAUCCAACGGCAUCAUCCACCACCACAUUCCGAUAUUGGCCAACAAGAAGCCGGACGUGUACUCUUCAGACGAAACCGUCAACCAAGUGGUGAAGCUGAUGCUAGACCCGGCCAACUACCCAAUGCUCGUUCAUUGCAACAAAGGCAAACACCGCAGCGGAACAAUCUGUGCGGCAUUCCGCAAAGUCACGGGCUGGACGCUUGAAGCUUGUAUUGAGGAGUACGAGCGAUAUUCGACCCCGAAAGACCGGGAACUAGACAAAGUCUUCAUUGAACGAUACGAUGCCUCGGUCCUCAAACCUUUGGCUUUUGAAAGAGGGUAUAUUGGUGGAGCAUAUGGCAUGGGCAUGACGAGCACGGCCUCGACCAAAUCUUCGGUUUACACUGCCAAUACCGUCGAAACCGCCUUGACCAGCGACGACAGCCAAGCUUCACUAAACGAUUACCAGGAGCGCGUCAAGAAGGAGAAUGAUGCUCUACUGGAGUCUGCGAGAUUGUGGUCCUACAAAUGAGAUGAGCCACAAUCAGAAGAAACAUCACACAUAUGGUCGCUACACGACCCAGACACACCAAGACCGUCAUUAGUUUUGCAGCAAUUCUAUUACGCUCGUACUAUGUACAGCAUGUCUUUGUUCACAAUCCAGACACGACUCGAUGCCGGUCCCGAACGAGCGAGCGACUGAUGGGUGUGAUCAUAUUGGAGAGUCUAUGAUUGGAGAAAUUCGAGGUGCUCAGUUUAUUGCCCACUAUCAUCAGGGCAAGAAUGGUUAAAGGGCCCACGACUACAACGAUAAUACCAUGAGCAACCAUUGCAGGGAUUUUGGAAGGGUACUCGGGAUUAUCUCCUGUCACGAUAGGAGGGGAGGAGAACUAGGGCCGACACUACACUGCCAAUGGUCUUUUCUUUUCAAGGCCUCUGAGAGGUCCCUCGAGGUAGCGUUACCGCCAGGGGACGGACAGUCCAGUUCACUUUCUGGGUCUUCAUCUUGUGAUUUGGAAUGGGAAAUGGGGAAUGACAUUGGUUAUGAAAAUGCGCAUGAUACUCCAGUGGGAGGAAAGGAUCCAACAUCACACAAAACGACCAUUAUUGCGAUGGGAUGGAAGGAGUCAUGCAUUAAUGACACAUGGGGCGGAAGAGUGACCACUUGAGGCUCACGUUUUGAUAUUAUUGCAUUGCAUACCUACAUUGCAAUGCCUUUCUUUCGUCUCCUCAGAGACAGGAAGACCUGGCUUUUAUACUAGCAGGCAUUGCAUGGCAUGACAGGGGGUAUUGGAUUGGCCUGUUCUGCUUUUUUGCAUAUGAUCAGGAUUCCCUUAUGGAUAUUGAAUAAUGAAUCUUACAAGACUCGACUCCAUA